Plodia interpunctella (Indianmeal moth) is the source of this 1493-nucleotide messenger RNA. Its product is annotated as enolase-like. Gene Ontology annotation, cellular component: phosphopyruvate hydratase complex. Bases 117 to 1424 code for a protein of 435 amino acids. The transcript has a single exon. Gene Ontology annotation, molecular function: magnesium ion binding; phosphopyruvate hydratase activity. The record is from RefSeq and is a predicted model, not a curated record. Gene Ontology annotation, biological process: glycolytic process. NCBI's taxonomy places the organism in Eukaryota, Metazoa, Arthropoda, Insecta, Lepidoptera, Pyralidae.
UAUACCACAACUGUUUUUCAUAACAUAAUGUGAAGGUUUUGGUACACACAUGUUUUUUAUCUAAAUUAUAUGUAAUUAUCUUUUUAUCGUCAAAAUUCUUAUACGUGUUUUCCAAAAUGCCUAUCAAAUUAUUACUCGCUCGUCAAAUUAUUAAUGCUACCGGAAGACCAACGAUUGAAGUGGACAUGGUGACCGAACUCGGUUUGUUCCGUAUUGGAGUGCCUACUCUUGAUGAUAAGAAGCCAGGCGAGGCUAUACAACUGCUCGAUAACAAUCCUGCAGAAUAUCACGGCCUGGGCGUCUCCAAUGCCGUGAAGAAUGUAAACACCAUAAUCGCCCCAGAACUGAUCAAACAGAAUCUGGAAGUGACAAUGCAAAAGGAGAUCGACCAGUUCAUGAUCGCUUUAGAUGGCACGGAGAAUAAGUCGAGAUUAGGCGCCAAUGCUAUUAUGUGCGUCUCAUUGGUGGUCGCGAAAGCAGGAGCGGCGAAAAAAGGCGUGCCUCUUUACAGACACGUCUCUGACAUGGCGGGCGUCACCACCAUCAUACUGCCCGUACCACACUUCACCAUACUCAGUGGUGGUAAGCUCGCUUCCAACGGUUUACCGUUUCAAGAAUAUUGCAUAAUGCCUACUGGAGCUGCCACCUUUGCAGAAGCUAUGCGUAUGGGCACUGAAAUAUACCAUUUCGUAAAAAAAAAUAUAGAAUCAAAAUAUGAUAAAGAGUACACUUACGUGAGUGAUAAUGGCGGAUUCCCGAUCCCUCUGGCCACUCACCGAGAAGCUUUGCUCUUCCUCACAGAUGCAAUCAAACAAUGUCAAUAUCUCGGCAAAGUUGAGAUAGCUAUUAACGCAGCAGCCACGGACAUGUUCAAAGAUGGAGCAUACGAUAUAGAAUUUAAAAACCCGAACUCAAAUCCUCAGGAAUAUCUAUCUUCCGACAAACUAGCCGAAGUAUAUUUGGAUAACAUCAAAGAGUUCCCCGUUUGUUCCAUAGAAGAUGCCUUCGCUUUUGAUGAUUGGUCGGCGUGGACGACAUUAACGGCUAGGAUUCUGGAUAAGCAGCUUUUAGGUAACGACUUGACGCAAACUAACGUGGUAAGAGUUGGUAUGGCGGUAGAAAAGAAAGCUGCGAAUGCGCUGACGUUGAGGCUUAAUCAGUCUGGGACGUUGAGCGAGGUUGUAGAAGCAUUUAAACUGAUGAAGUCUAAUGGUAUUGGUGUUAUGGUGGAAGAUCGUUGGGGAGAUACUGAUGAUCUGUUUUUGGCCGAUUUCGUGAUAGGGCUGUCUGCGGGUCAAAUGAAGUGUGGCGCGCCGGUGCGCGGCGAGCGAGUGGGCAAAUACAAUCAAGUUCUCAGGAUAGAAGAAGAGUUGGGUGCAUUGUCUAAGUACUCCGGCAGGAAUUACAGGGGCCAAUUACUGUGAAUUGUUUUGUAACGUCUAAAUGAAAUAAUGUGAACGUUUUGUGAAGUAUUAAAUCAAUAUUUAUUUUAA